Molecule: messenger RNA, 3120 nt
Organism: Arctia plantaginis
Lineage: Eukaryota; Metazoa; Arthropoda; Insecta; Lepidoptera; Erebidae
Source: the annotation of a GenBank genome assembly
AUGGCACUUGUUACAAUUCGACGUUCUCCGAGUGUGCAAACACCUAGGAAAACGGAUGAGGCAGAAAAAUCAAGUGAUAACAUUGAAGACGAUGUUGGAGAUCGUGUCAGCAAGAGUCUCAAUGAGUGCUACUUUGCAAAUAAGGGUGCCGCAGUGGUGCUGGGUGGUUCAGAGCGCGGCUGUCAGUGGCGCUCGCCGGCGCGGGCUUUCACCCAGCCUGAUAUACAACACCACCUACAGUCCAUGUUCUACUUGCUGCGUCCAGAAGAAACGCUCAAAAUGGCGGUGAAACUAGAGAGUGCUCACGCCGAUCGCACGAGGUACCUGGUAGUGGUAUGUCGCAGCAAUGAAGCGGCGUUACUCGGUAUAGAUUGCAAUGAGCACACCACCGUCGGACUCGUUCUGCGCGUUCUUGCCGAUACAUCUAUAAAAUUAGACGGCGAUGGAGGGUUCAGCGUAUGUGUGUGCAAUCAACAACAUAUAUUCAAGCCAGUGUCUGUGCAGGCCAUGUGGUCUGCACUACAAACUCUCCACCGAGCGAGUGCACAAGCCCGCGAGCUAAAUCACUUCGCCGGUGGCACGUCGCACUCUUGGUGUUCCUACUAUGAAAGCCACGUCGACUCUGACCGCUCAUGUCUCAAUGAGUGGCAUGCCAUGGAUUGCAUCGAGUCUCGCCGACCACCCUCACCAGACUCAUUGAGGCUCAAACCCCGAGAGAGGGAUGAAACUGAACGUGUCAUUCGCUGCACUUUGAAAGAAAUAAUGAUGAGCGUGGAUUUGGACGAGGUGACCAGCAAAGCAAUUAGAGGACGGCUUGAAGAGGAACUCGACAUGGACCUCGCCGAGUAUAAGUCAUUUAUCGAUCAGGAGAUGCUUACAAUACUGGGACAGAUGGACGCACCUACGGAAAUAUUCGACCACGUAUAUUUAGGCUCUGAAUGGAAUGCUAGCAACUUAGAAGAAUUACAACGGAAUGGGGUGAGGCACAUAUUGAAUGUUACAAGAGAGAUUGACAAUUUUUUUCCUGGCAUGUUUGACUAUCUUAACAUUAGAGUUUACGACGACGAGAAGACUGACCUUUUGAAGCACUGGGACAAUACUUUUAAAUAUAUAAAUAAAGCCAGAAAUGAAGGUUCCAAAGUUCUUGUUCAUUGCAAAAUGGGUAUAAGUAGAUCGGCUUCUGUAGUAAUUGCCUAUGCCAUGAAAGCGUUUAACUGGAAUUUCGACAAGGCGCUUAAACAUGUUAAAACAAAACGAAGUUGUAUUAAACCUAACACUAAUUUUUUAAGUCAACUUGAGACAUACCAAGGUAUUCUCGACGCAAUGAAAAAUAAAGAAAAACUGCAACGAUCUAAGUCAGAAACUAAUUUAAAAUCGCCAAAAAAUACAUCAAAAGCUGAAAAUAAAGUGGGUCCAACGCCUUUGGUUUUAGCUUUAACUGGUUCAUACAAAGGACGUCCACGGUCGUGGUCACCUGAUACGAAGCUUGCGUCUGAGUUAUUACCUCCACCCCCACCAACGUCAGUUUCGUUAGAAAAUUUAGCGUUUGAGACUCGUCAUAUGCUAAUGCCAUGUGCGAAUGGAAGUUACAGCGUCUCACCGAACCAAAUUAUGAGAUUGAAAGAGGAGGGUGCUCCAUCAGUAAAGCAUAUAGUAAAUGAAAUAGAAAACGCUGCAUCUGGCGAUCGGAAAGAAGUGGGUAAAAGAUCUCAGAGGUUAAAUUUCAGUAACCAGAAUGAACCGCAAAGUAAUAAACCCUUAGAUAUAACGGCCGGAUCUGUUAUGCAAGUGACAGACGUGCCCAAUAAACCUCCGCAACCUUCUCCAUCCAAAAAUUUUAGUCACAAAUUUCUCACCUCAAAUUCUGAAGUGGAAAAAAUUCAUACCUGGGAUCCAGGGGAAGCUUCGUGGUCGAAGGCUGACGAAAAUCGGACUAUUAGCAAUAGUGACAAUAUAGUGAAAAGUGACAGUGGAAUAAUAGAUGUAAAAACAAACAAAGUGACAACUAGUGACAUUAUCGGUAAUAUCGUAGAACGUUCGAACUUAGAGUGCGACGAUAGGAGAGCCGUCGACGACGACGCUCCACCGCCGAGCAGGCAGAGCUCUUGGAGCUCAUUCGACAGCGCCGUCGUACUGGACCUGUCGCGGCACUCAUCCUGGGGCUCCUACGACACCAGGACUGUCAGACCUCAGCCGCCUGUGUCGCGGGACGAACCCGUCAAACGGAUCAAGGAACGCUCCGAGGAGCGCAGCGUCAGGAAAGACGAAGCCGAUCGGUCAGCCGAGCCGGGGCCUGCGCCACCUAAGUCCUCCUCUGAUCUCGGCAUUAUCACUGAGUACACCGAGACGCGAACGGGAUUGCGACGAGCGGAUAACGAGAGGAAAUUCAACGAAACGUGUGCCAUACUGACGGAGCUCGCCGACGCGGCAGCUCGCAUGGAGCGGGCGCGUGACCGCGGCGCGUCUACGUGGAGCGGCCGCAUGUCCGCGUCCGCCCCGGCCGAUACUUGGCUACGCGGCUCUGCGUGCCUGCGUCGGCGCCGCGCGACAUGCGCCUCGCAAGGCGACCUGCCUCGCGCCGCGCCUGCAGCCGCCUCCGGUCUCGUCAGCAACCUCAAAAAGGAGUUCGAGGCUCGGGCGGAAACGGACACUUUGCGUCACACCGAGUCGCGGGGACGAUCGUCAACCGGCGAGGGACGCGAUCGGCCGCCGGCCUCGCCUCCCUCGGGCGAGGAUUUGUCCGUCAAAGUCCUGGUCGACCGGUACGACAGGCCCAGUCGGUCGCGAUGCGAAUCGAGCUGUGAGGUGCGUCGGAGCAGAGCCUCGCACGAGUCGACGUCGAAGAAGAGUCGUCUGACGACGGAGAGCGAGGCGCGGGCGCGAUCGGCGCUUCGCAAUUCGUUCUGCGGCGCGGUGCGCGGGAGCGCCGAGCGGCCGCCGCUGGCUCCCACGGUAGUUUCGCUGGCGCCGCUCGACUACAGCGACUUGGUAGUAUCAACUGUGAUGUCAAAAGCUCAAACUAAAAAACAAUUGCAACAUGGGAAGACCCAUCCGUUGACGAGGCUCAACUUGAAUCGGUCAAAUAACAGAUGUUCAAAUCCUGUAUAUAAUACUAUGUAG